AUGAAGAACUAUUUAAGCCAUCGCUUAUGUCGAGCAGCUCAUCACUCAGAGUUACGUCGGAGAAAGCAUUCACAGCACGACAGGAUGACAUCUUUGAGUGCAUCUCAGCUGGUGAUGCUGAUAAUUUUGCUCCAAUAUCCGAGAUAUUCAGUCGGCUUCGGUUGGUGGUUUCUGUGGCCCGUGACAGGAGUAUUAACAGCACUUCAGACAACAACAUCCACUACAUCUACAUCCGCUUCCGUGGCGCCCAUCAUCAGCCAGUCCGCCAAUGGAUUAGACAUAUCGCUCGGUAAUCGUGAAAACGCCGACACAAUCGGCACGGACGCUGGGACGAAUAUUUCGAACGUGGAAGUUAACUACGCUCGUGAGCUGCCUUUGAAGUUUGAUCAUGUCUUCUCCACGCUCCAAGAAGAAGCAGUCGACGACGUUAGAACCAUAUCGGCUGGAACAUUCUCGCCCGAUGUGUGGAUAGAAACCAUUCUCGAAGCAUACUAUCGUUCGGCAAAUGACAGCUUGCGAGAUAGGUUAGGUGGGCUUAGCAAUCGACUUGUCGAGCUGGAAGCGUACGCUGAAGAUGUUGCGGCGAUGCUCGAUCGUAUUAGGAUCGCUUUCGGAAUCGAGCUCAAUCAAAGGCUACUGCCACUAGACUGGGCAGUUUUACGAUGCGCUCAAGGGCAAGAGGUAGAUGCGAUUGCAAAGAAGGUGUUCCAAGGUGACCGCGACUGCAUUGCGGAUCGUCUCGACCGAGUACGGAAUGCCCAACGGGAUGCCGCUCGGAAUAUGAGUCGAAUGCUGAUAGAAUGGGAUGAAGUGUAUCUCAGAGCAGAGAUCACUGGCUGUUUGAAGAAUGGAACCGACACUGUUUGGUCGGACAACGAUUACCAACUCGCUUGCAUUUCAAAGAUUCUGCACGAGGUAUAUCGCAAAACCUUACUCAUACCGCACACCGCUCAACAGCUGACGUUGGAAGCGAACAACGAGUUCGGUACAGCAAAGGCGGACAUGUUGCAGUGUGCCGGCGACCUAGUGGAGCAAGCGAAAGAAAGUCUGGAUGAUAUAUCUGUCGUAAUUUCAGAAUGUCAACAACGUGUUUCUAAACAGCAAAAUCAACCGGAUGCUAAUCAACAGACGGACACAUCCUAG
Anopheles moucheti is the source of this 1143-nucleotide messenger RNA. RefSeq lists its product as uncharacterized. The record is from RefSeq and is a predicted model, not a curated record. Bases 1 to 1143 code for a protein of 380 amino acids. The transcript has 3 exons. NCBI's taxonomy places the organism in Eukaryota, Metazoa, Arthropoda, Insecta, Diptera, Culicidae.